AUGAAUAGUAAGGGUACAGUUGCAAUUACACUCUCACCAGAGGAAGAACAAAAGAAGUUCUUGGAGGAAGCCAAGAACAAUGUUAUGGUACAAGGUCAUCAUAUGAAGGUUGCACUUGACAAUGGAAAGUUGAUGGAUGCUCUCAAGUACACCUCAGACAUCAUCAACGAGCUUCGUACAUCGUUGCUCUCACCAAAAUCAUACUAUGCACUCUACAUGGUUGCAUUCGAUUACCUGCAACAUCUCAACUCCUAUCUCUUUGAGGAGAAGCAUGGUAAGCGUAUGAUUGAACUCUACGAAGUCGUACAACAUGCCGGUAAUGUUUUACCAAGACUAUACUUGUUGAUUACAGUUGGAUCCGUUUAUAUCAAGACUAAACAAGCACCAGCAAAGGAUGUUUUGAAGGACUUGAUUGAGAUGUGUCGUGGUGUUCAGCAUCCAACUCGUGGUCUUUUCCUUCGUUACUACUUGAGUGAGGUCACAAAGGAUAAGCUCCCAGAUGUCGGUUCCGACGAGUCUGGUGGUACCGUAUUCGAUUCGAUCGAGUUCAUCGUUCAGAACUUCACAGAGAUGAACAAGCUCUGGGUAAGAAUGCAACACCAAGCACCAACCAAAGACAAAGACAGAAGAGAGAACGAACGUUUAGAUCUCAGAGUCUUGGUCGGUAAGAAUCUCUCACGUCUCUCUCAACUCGAGGGUGUCGACCAGAACGUCUACUCCAAGACCGUCCUACCAAAGGUAGUCGAACAAAUCAUCAACUGUAAAGAAAAGAUUGCUCAACAAUAUCUCAUGGAAAUCUUAAUUCAAGUAUUCCCAGAUGAAUUCCAUUUGGCUACUUUAGAUACAAUUCUUUCUACAUGCUCACAAUUGCAGUCGGGUGUUGAUGUUAAAGCUAUCAUUGCAUCACUCAUUGAUAGAUUGGCCAACUAUGCCUCACGCAAUACCAUUCCAGAAAACAUUGACAUCUUUGCUGUCUUUUUCAACAAUGUCAAGGAGAUCAUCCAAAACCGUGCCAACAUGGAGCUCCAAGACAUCCUUGGUUUACAUGUAUCUCUUUUGAAUCUCACUCUCAAGUGUUACCCAGAGAAGAGAGAGAAUGCCAAUGCCGUUCUCGGUCUUUGUCAACAAAUUCUUACCAACAAGAGCAAGGAAGAAAUCAACAAACCAACUUGUGUCAAACAAAUCAUUUCAUUGUUGCAAAUUCCAUUGGAAGUUUUCAAGAAUGUUUUGGCUGUAUUAAAGUUGACAAGCUAUCAACCAUUGAUCCAAUUCUUGUCGUAUAACAACAGAAAGAAGGUAUCGUUGGAUAUCGUUAAUAAUACAAUUAAAAACUCUACCAUCAUCGAAGAGCCAGAGGAUGUCAACAGCUUGUUGGAGACCAUCCAGACCUUGAUCAAGGACGAGACCGACCAGCCAGAGAUGGACGAGAUCGACAAGGAAGACUUCCAAGAGGAGCAAAACAAGGUUGCUUCUCUCAUCCACUUGUUCGACAGCGAAGAUCCAGAGAAGCUCUUCAAGAUUUACAUCGUCGCACGUUCCCACUUUGGAAAGGGAGGUGCCCAACGUAUCAAACACACCUUGGUACCCUUGGUGUUCCGUUCACUAAAGUUUGUAACCAAGUUGAAGAAGCAAGUCGACGACGGUAUCAUCUCACUCGAUGAGAACCAAUGGACUUUGAUCGGUACCAAGAUCUUUAACUUUGUCAUGGAGACCAUCAAGGCGUUGGUCGACAUCAAACUCUCGGAACUCUCAUUCCGUCUCUACUUGCAAGCCAUUCAAACCGCCGACAAGUGCAACCUCCAAAAGAUCACCUACGACUUUGCCAUCAAGGCACUGGUCAUCUUCCAGGAGGACAUUGCCGACUUCAAGGCACAAGUCAAUGCUUUGACCUUGCUCAUCUCCACACUCAACUCGUUGUCGUUGUCCGAUGUCGAGCUCUACGAGACAUUGGCCGGUCAAACCAUCAAGCAAGCCACUCGUCUCCUUACUCCACACGAUCAAUCGAAGCUCAUCUCGUUGUGCUCACAUCUUUUCUGGGUCGAUCACGACACCCGUCAAUACAAGAACCCAGACUCUGUUCUCCAGGCUCUCAGAAGAUCGCUCUCGAUCAUCACCAACCAAUCGGAUGCCGGUCUCUCUGUGUUUGUUGAGAUCUUGAACGAAUGUAUCUACUUCUUUGACCAGAAAUCCGACGCUGUACCACCACAAUUCAUCAGCGAUCUCGUCGAACUCAUUCGUACCACCCACAGCAAGGAAGGUGACUCUGCUUCAGUCUACCUCCAAAACACCAUCAAAUAUAUCGCCACCAAGAAGGAAUCAGACAAAUCCUAUGCUGAGAUCUCUGUUUAA
Heterostelium album PN500 is the source of this 2349-nucleotide messenger RNA. RefSeq names its product vacuolar protein sorting-associated protein 35 (gene vps35). The record is from RefSeq and is a predicted model, not a curated record. The transcript has 4 exons. Gene Ontology annotation, biological process: intracellular protein transport; retrograde transport, endosome to Golgi. NCBI's taxonomy places the organism in Eukaryota, Evosea, Eumycetozoa, Acytosteliales, Acytosteliaceae. Bases 1 to 2349 code for a protein of 782 amino acids. Gene Ontology annotation, cellular component: retromer, cargo-selective complex; retromer complex; late endosome.